GCGCAGUGUGGGGCGCGGGGCCGGGCCCGCGGUCUCGGCGGCAUGGAGCUGCUGUCGGCGCUGAGCCUGGGCGAGCUGGCGCUCAGCUUCUCGCGGGUGCCGCUCUUCCCGGUCUUCGACCUCAGCUACUUCAUCGUCUCCAUCCUCUACCUCAAGUACGAGCCAGGAGCCGUGGAGUUGUCUCGGCGCCACCCUGCAGCCUCCUGGCUUUGCGCUAUGCUGCACUGCUUUGGCAGCUACAUCCUGGCCGACCUGCUCCUGGGAGAGCCGGUGAUCGACUACUUCAGCAACAACUCCAGCGUGCUGCUGGCCUCUGCCGUCUGGUACUUGAUUUUCUUCUGCCCGCUGGACCUGUUCUACAAGUGUGUGUGCUUCCUGCCCGUGAAGCUCAUCUUCGUGGCCAUGAAGGAGGUGGUGAGAGUCCGCAAGAUCGCCGUGGGUAUCCACCACGCCCACCACCACUACCACCACGGCUGGUUCAUCAUGAUCGCCACAGGCUGGGUCAAAGGCUCUGGGGUCGCCCUCCUGUCCAGCGUGGAGCAGCUGCUCCGGGGCGUGUGGAAGCCGGAGACCAAUGAGAUUCUGCACAUGUCCUUCCCCACCAAGGCCAGCCUGUACGGUGCCAUCCUGUUCACCCUGCAGCAGACGCGCUGGCUGCCCGUGUCCAAGGCCAGCCUCAUCUUCCUCUUCACCAUGUUCAUGGUGUCCUGCAAAGUGUUCCUCACAGCCACUCACUCGCACAGCUGUCCGUUCGACGUCCUGGAGGCCUACGUCUGCCCCGUGCUGUUUGGGGGUUCCUGGGGUGGUGGCGACCAUCACCAUGACAACCACGGGGCCGCCCACAGUGGUGGCGGUGUCCACGGGGUGGGGCCUGGCCCCCAGCAUUCCCCACUGCCCAGGUCCAAGGAGGAGCUGAGCGAGGGCUCCAGGAAGAAGAAAACCAAGAAGGCGGAUUAGGGGGUGUGGGGAGGGGAGCAGCCCCACACCCAGGACCCCUCCCCCCGUAGGGACGGGAUGGGGAGCCUCCUGGCUGGAGAACUCCCCUGUGAGUGGCCUUCGCCUCCUGCUCCCCACCUGACCUGAUGUGGGGUUCAGUGGCAUGAAGGACUUCCAUGGGAAUGGAGUCUCUCUCUGUCACUCGCCCCCCUCCCCUCUCUCCCCCUCUCUGU
Molecule: messenger RNA, 1169 nt
Organism: Dipodomys spectabilis (banner-tailed kangaroo rat)
Lineage: Eukaryota; Metazoa; Chordata; Mammalia; Rodentia; Heteromyidae
Gene: Tmem38a
Product: transmembrane protein 38A
Exons: 6
Coding region: 43-957 (304 amino acids)
Biological process (GO): potassium ion transmembrane transport
Cellular component (GO): membrane
Molecular function (GO): identical protein binding; potassium channel activity
Source: RefSeq, a predicted model, not a curated record